UAAAAUAUAAUUAUUUUGUGUGUAUAUAUAUAUAUACACACACACACACACACACACAUAAAUUUAAGUGGAUAUAUGCCAUCUUGUAACCUGUCAUCUAACAUACUUUUAACAUCUUUCUAUAUAGCAUUAACUUACAAAAUUAUCUUAAAUGGCUGCAUAGCUUUUAGAUGUACUGCAAAAUAACCCAUUUCCUGAUGUUGGGCAUUUUGGUUAGUUCUACUUUACUAUUAUAAACAACCUUAGGAGGAACAGUAACAACUUUGAGGCUCCUGUAGUUUAGUUGAUUCUUUACAAAGAUUUCAGUAGAAUAUGGCGGUGUCCCUUCUUCCACAGGAUGGAACUAUCUGGACAUCAUCUUUACCGACAAAACAAAAGUCCUUUUUUUGAUGGGCAAAAGGGCUACUUCAUCGCGUUCUGUGCGCGUUCUUGGCUAGCUUACAGUCCGGGAAGUCGAGGGAGGGGAGGUUCCUCCCUAGCAAGUUGAGCGCCGCCACCUCCCACGGUCUGACCUCCGUCAAGGUGACAGAGAAAGAGCAACCGGCAGCCCCCACCCCCCACACGUAGCGCGUGCGUGGGCGCGCGCAUGAGCGGACGUGCGAAUGCAGAGGGCGGCUGCGCGGCCGGCGCGACGCCUGGUGAAGCUCACACCCAGCACCUGAAAGAACGUUUCUGCUAUUGUUUCCUAGGCCUAUAAGCUAUUUAAACAACAGUGGUUACCUCCUGGGCGUGUUGUGAUGUACAGGAAUGUGUUUUUGAUCAUCUGAAUCUCAACCAUGUUGUCAAAUUGCUUGCAAAAUUUCUUAAAAAUUACAAGCCCUCAUCUAUAUUCAAGAUUAUGCCAGCAAUUAAUAGGAAAUAAAUGGAGGUUUUUUGGAACUGUGCCAACAUCCAGAAUUCAUAGGCGGGUUGUCAUUACAGGCAUUGGUUUAGUGACUCCUCUUGGUGUUGGAACGCAGCUGGUAUGGGAUCGUCUUAUCCGGGGAGAGAGUGGAAUUGUUUCACUGGUCGGUGAAGAAUAUAAGAGUAUCCCUUGCAGUGUUGCUGCUUUAGUGCCGAGAGGUUGUGCUGACGGUCAGUUCAACGAACAAAACUUUGUAUCCAGGUCAGAUAUCAAGUCCAUGUCUUCUCCCACCAUUAUGGCCAUUGGGGCUGCAGAGUUAGCCAUGAAAGAUUCUGACUGGCAUCCUCAAUCAGAAGCCGAUCGAGUGGCUACUGGCGUUGCAAUUGGCAUGGGAAUGGUUCCUCUUGAAGUUGUUUCUGAAACUGCUUUGAUGUUUCAGACAAAAGGUUACAGUAAAGUCAGCCCAUUCUUUGUCCCGAAGAUUCUGGUCAAUAUGGCAGCAGGGCAGGUCAGCAUUCGAUAUAAACUCAAGGGCCCCAAUCAUGCAGUGUCUACAGCCUGUACCACAGGAGCUCAUGCCGUGGGAGACUCUUUUAGAUUUAUAGCCCAUGGUGAUGCUGAUGUGAUGGUGGCUGGAGGUGCAGAUUCUUGCAUUAGCCCUUUAUCUCUUGCUGGGUUUUCCAGAGCCCGUGCUCUGAGCACAAACUCUGAUCCUAAGCUGGCCUGUCGGCCGUUUCACCCCAAGAGAGAUGGUUUUGUAAUGGGAGAAGGUGCAGCUGUGAUGGUACUGGAGGAACACGAUCAUGCUGUUCAACGAGGGGCCCGGAUCUAUGCAGAAGUUUUGGGCUAUGGCCUCUCAGGUGAUGCCGGUCACAUAACUGCACCUGAUCCCGAAGGAGAAGGCGCCUUAAGAUGUAUGGCUGCAGCUGUAAAAGAUGCAAGUGUACAACCUGAAGAGAUAUCCUAUGUCAAUGCACAUGCUACUUCCACACCAUUGGGAGAUGCUGCUGAAAACAAAGCUAUCAAACAUCUUUUCAAAGACCAUACCCGUGCCCUUGCGGUUUCUUCAACUAAGGGAGCCACGGGACAUCUGUUGGGAGCUGCAGGGGCAGUUGAGGCAGCUUUUACUGCUCUGGCUUGUUAUUAUCAAAAACUACCACCUACUUUAAACCUGGAUUGUACAGAACCAGAAUUUGAUCUCAAUUAUGUUCCACUAAAGGCACAAGAAUGGAAAGUUGAGAAAAGACGUAUUGGACUCACCAAUUCCUUUGGUUUUGGUGGUACUAACGCAACACUUUGUAUUGCUGCCAUGUAGGGCAAAUUUUUUUUUUUUCUUUUUUAGGGGCAAAUCAUUUGUAAUUAAACAUUGAUUUUUAAAAAUGUUAUAAACUAUCUUAAGAAAUAAAAUGUCUAUAGAAAUGUA
Prionailurus viverrinus (fishing cat) is the source of this 2267-nucleotide messenger RNA. RefSeq names its product 3-oxoacyl-ACP synthase, mitochondrial (gene OXSM). The record is from RefSeq and is a predicted model, not a curated record. The coding region runs from base 777 to 2159 and encodes 460 amino acids. Gene Ontology annotation, molecular function: 3-oxoacyl-[acyl-carrier-protein] synthase activity. The transcript is spliced from 3 exons. Lineage: Eukaryota; Metazoa; Chordata; Mammalia; Carnivora; Felidae. Gene Ontology annotation, biological process: fatty acid biosynthetic process.